CUGUUAAGAGGCGCGUGGCCCGAAAGCUCCCCACCGAGCUGAGUGAAACUGCCCAGCCGCGCGAGCAGCCGCCGCCCACAGCCGUUCCUCGGAGAGAGCGCUGCCCGGGAGCACGCUGGGCAGCAUGGCUCAGUCGCCUGUCUUCAACAAGCCCAAAGUAGAACUGCACGUCCACCUCGAUGGAGCCAUCAAGCCUGAAACCAUCUUAUUCUAUGGCAGGAAACGAGGGAUCCACCUCCCUGCUGACACAGUUGAGGGGCUGCAGGCCAUCAUCGGCAUGGACAAGCCGCUCAGCCUCCCAGGCUUCCUGGCCAAGUUCGAUUACUACAUGCCCGUGAUCGCAGGCUGCCGGGAAGCCAUCAAAAGGAUGGCUUACGAGUUUGUUGAGAUGAAGGCCAAGGAGGGCGUGGUCUAUGUGGAGGUGCGCUACAGCCCACACCUGCUGGCCAACUCGAAAGUGAAGCCCAUUCCCUGGAACCAGAAAGAAGGGGACCUCACCCCAGAUGAGGUGGUAUCCCUAGUGAGCCAGGGCCUGCAGGAGGGGGAGCGAGACUUCAAGGUUAAGGUGCGGUCCAUCCUGUGCUGCAUGCGCCACCAGCCCGAGUGGUCCCCUGAGGUGGUGGAGCUGUGUAAGAAGUACCGGCAACAAAAUGUCGUGGCCAUAGACCUGGCUGGAGAUGAGACCAUCCCAGGAAGCAGCCUCUUCCCAAAACAUGUGGAGGCCUAUGAGGAGGCUAUGAGGAAUGGCAUUCACCGCACCGUCCAUGCCGGGGAGGUGGGCACUGCACAGGUAGUGAAAGAGGCUGUGGACAACCUCAAGACGGAGAGGCUGGGACACGGCUACCAUACCUUGGAGGAUGAGGCCCUUUACAAAAGGCUGCUAGAGAGAAACAUGCACUUUGAGGUCUGCCCCUGGUCCAGCUAUCUCACCAGUGCCUGGAAGCCAGACACGGAGCAUGCAGUGAUCCGGUUCAAAAAUGACAAGGCCAACUAUUCCAUCAACACAGAUGACCCUCUCAUCUUUAAGUCCACCCUGAAUACUGACUACAAGAUGCUUAAAGAUUUUAACAUGAACUUCACUGAACAGGAGUUUAUGAGACUGAACAUCAAUGCAGCACAGUCCAGUUUCCUCCCAGAAGAUGAGAAGAGGGAGCUUGUUAAUAUGCUCUACAAAGCCUAUGGGAUAUCACCUCCCUCCGCAGGGCAUCAUUCAUGAAGAUGCCACAGCCACCCUGCUGGAUGGAAUCAACAACUUUGUAAGGGAUAGUGUGACAUUGUGAUUAGUUCCUUUCUCCUUCCUAGAAGAUGAUUUCCACAAUCAGCUGUUGAUGUUCCAGAAGCCGGUGUGCCUGCUUCUAUACACAUAUAUACCUCAGCACAGCCAUAUCUCUCUCCACUUGAUUACACAUCCAAGCCAGGGCUCUGUGGAAUCUGAAACCUUCCUCCUAUUAAGACUUGGGCUGAAAAUCUAGUGUUCAAUAAAGAAGCCAAUGAUUGGUGUGGAGCAGCA
Messenger RNA from Erinaceus europaeus (western European hedgehog), 1510 nucleotides. It is a transcript of the gene ADA, whose product is annotated as adenosine deaminase. Gene Ontology annotation, biological process: purine ribonucleoside monophosphate biosynthetic process; negative regulation of adenosine receptor signaling pathway; inosine biosynthetic process. Gene Ontology annotation, cellular component: cytosol; external side of plasma membrane. The coding region runs from base 125 to 1216 and encodes 363 amino acids. The record is from RefSeq and is a predicted model, not a curated record. NCBI's taxonomy places the organism in Eukaryota, Metazoa, Chordata, Mammalia, Eulipotyphla, Erinaceidae. Gene Ontology annotation, molecular function: adenosine deaminase activity. The transcript has 12 exons.